AUGUUAUAUAUGGAAUUUCUAACACAAAGGAUUCAAAAUAUCAAAUGGCGCUAUUCAAAAGUCAACACAGAACUGCACAAAGAAAUAUAUAAAGAGGAAGAAAAAAAUCCGAUUGAACUUGAAGUAAUCGAAAACGAGGAAGACAACGUACCAUUAUUACAGGAUACUGACAAUGGGACGAGCCGUGAAGAAUUAAAAACUCUGAGACGAGUUCCCGAUGAUAUUCCAACUGGUAAAAUAAAACGAACAAUAGCAACUUGGUACAUAGUUUUGUGUGAACUAUGUGAAAGAUUUACAUUCUAUGGCGUUUCUGGACCAUUUCAAAACUAUAUUGAGUUCCCAGCGCCAAAGAAUCUCGGAGAGCAAUCAGGAGCAAUUGGAAAGGGGCAACAAGCAGCUACUGCUCUAUCACUAUUUUUCAGCUUCUUUUCCUAUGUAACCCCAAUAAUUGGAGCAAUAGUAGCCGAUCAAUAUCUUGGAAAAUACAAAACUAUCUUGUGUUUCAGCAUAAUUUAUAUAACCGGACUAUCGGUAUUGACAAUAACAGCCACUCCAAUAGCAAUCUCGAGUGGCGCAUCUUUACCAGGACUCGUUUUGGCAAUGAUAAUAAUCGGACUUGGAGCAGGCGGAAUAAAGACAAAUGUUUCAGUGAUGGUCGCCGAACAAUAUACAAAAAAGAAAUCAUUUAUUCGAACAUUGAAAAACGGCGAGAAGGUAAUCGUUGAUCCAAAAUUAACUAUUCAAUCGAUAUUCGCUUGGUUUUACGUGGCUAUCAACUUGGGAGCUAUCUCGCCAAUUGUUACUACGACUGUGGAAAAAUAUCAUUCUUUUUGGUUGGCUUUUCUGAUCCCAUUGAUCAUCUGUUUGAUUUCGGUGACUAUAUUUUACAUUGGUCGUAAUAAAUAUGUGCACACAAAACCAUCAUCACAUGGAUCAAUUAUCCUCAAUGCCAUCAAAGUGAUUCGAAUUACACUGAUGAAUAAACGGGACUUUGAAAAAGCAAAACCAUCACAAAUGAUUCAAUUUGAACAAAAGGAAAACGGAGUUUCAUGGAAUGAUCAAUUUGUCGAUGAAUUACGUUCGGCUAUCAAUGCAUGUCGCGUGUUUAUGUUUUUUCCGAUCUACUCGGCCGCCUUCAAUCAACUAUACGCAAAUUUAGUAUCUCAAGCGGCGACAAUGCGACCUGGAAUUCUUCCUAAUGACAUAAUGAGCUGUCUUGACCCGAUUACUUUUGUUAUUAUAGUUCCGUUGAUUGAUCGAGUGUUUUAUCCUUUUCUGCGAGGACAUGGAAUUUCAUUUGGAUCAAUUACGCGAAUAUUUAUUGGAAUGAUGUUUGCGUCAGCUGCAAUGAUUUAUAGUGCAUUAAUUCAAUGGUGGAUUUAUAAUACGGGACCAUGUUAUCGAAAUACACAUUGUUUGGUCGAUGGUAAAGCCACUUAUAAUGAUAUUAGUAUUUGGUGGCAAGCUCCAAUUUAUUUCAUGUUGGCAAUUUGUGGUGCUUUUGCGAGUGUCACGAGUCUCGAGUUUGCAUUUCAAAAGGCACCAAUAUCGAUGAAAUCGAUUGUAACCGCGUUAUAUUUAACGACACACGGUCUAGGAGCAGCAAUUGGACUCUUGAUUGUACCAUUGGCUCAUGACCCAUAUAACAUAUACGUAUAUGUUAUUCUCGCGUUGAUCACUUUUAUCGCGGCAUCACCUCAGGAACAGAAAAAGUGGGACUUAAAAGAGAUUGUGACUAUACGAAGGUCAAAUUUCCUAAGCUGGAACUGGGAAAAGUGA
Messenger RNA from Ambispora gerdemannii, 1779 nucleotides. The record is from the annotation of a GenBank genome assembly. NCBI's taxonomy places the organism in Eukaryota, Fungi, Glomeromycota, Glomeromycetes, Archaeosporales, Ambisporaceae.